UUGUCCGUGCAUUGAGAAAACAAUGGCCAAAACGACAAUCAGCAUUGCGUGCUGCCAGUUUGCGCCCGAGCUGGCCGAGCCAACCAAGAACGCUGCCAAGGCCACGCAACUGAUCUCCAGCCUCAAGCCCGGCCAGGUCCAGUUCUUGAUCUUGCCCGAGAUGGCAUUCUCAGGAUAUGCAUUUCGAAGCAAAGAACACAUUGAGCCCUUCCUCGAGGACGCAGAAACCGGUCUGACAGUCACUUGGGCGCGCGAGACGGCAAUCCGCCUGCAAUGCCAUGUCGUUGUCGGCUAUCCACGACGUGAUAAAGAGUCUGAGACCAAUUUCAACAGCUGUUGUGUGGUCGAUGCGAAAGGAACAUUGCUUCUAACCUACGACAAGCACUUCUUGUAUGAAACCGACGAAACAUGGGCCAAGGAAGGCGCUGGCUUUACCACCAUUGAAAUCCCCGAGAUUGGCAAGGUCGGAUUCGGCAUUUGCAUGGACAUCAACCCGUACAAAUUCACCGCUCCUUGGGAAGCAUUCGAGUUUGCCAAUUACCACGUUGCGGCCAACACCCGACUGCUGCUGAUGCCAAUGGCGUGGCUCGACUCAGAAACUCGCUCAAACAAUGUCUACAAUCUCCCCAACUACUGGGCAUCGCGCCUCACGCCGUUGAUUGGAAAGCCGUGUGUCGUGGUUACCUGCAAUCGGACAGGCGGCGAAGGUUCUGUGCAGUACGCAGGGUGCUCAUGUGUGGUGUCGCUGCAAAAACCAGUGCUGAUUAGCCAGCUGAACAAGAAGCAGGAGAAUGUGUUGGUGACUGAAGUAGAGCUCCCAUGAAGGAUUGAGUUUGUUGUUCGCAUCAAUAGAUUUGACCAUUUCCUGUUGAA
Capsaspora owczarzaki ATCC 30864 is the source of this 873-nucleotide messenger RNA. RefSeq lists its product as hypothetical. NCBI's taxonomy places the organism in Eukaryota, Filasterea, Ministeriida, Capsasporidae. The record is from RefSeq and is a predicted model, not a curated record. The coding region runs from base 23 to 823 and encodes 266 amino acids. Gene Ontology annotation, molecular function: protein-N-terminal glutamine amidohydrolase activity; protein-N-terminal asparagine amidohydrolase activity. The transcript has 5 exons. Gene Ontology annotation, biological process: protein catabolic process.